Stylophora pistillata is the source of this 2574-nucleotide messenger RNA. Its product is annotated as doublesex and mab-3 related transcription factor 3, truncated. NCBI's taxonomy places the organism in Eukaryota, Metazoa, Cnidaria, Anthozoa, Scleractinia, Pocilloporidae. Gene Ontology annotation, cellular component: nucleus. Gene Ontology annotation, biological process: regulation of transcription by RNA polymerase II; sex differentiation. The record is from RefSeq and is a predicted model, not a curated record. Gene Ontology annotation, molecular function: RNA polymerase II cis-regulatory region sequence-specific DNA binding; DNA-binding transcription factor activity, RNA polymerase II-specific.
GUCUAAUGGAAGAAGCCCCUCCCUCGAAAUAUUUGGCCGUUGAAUCGGUAACUACAUUAUAUACAACAAAGAAAAGUCCUGUUAUCCAGUUGUUCAGAUCGCACUUUACUUCCUCGAGGUCCGUGACGGUAUCUUUGCCGCGUGGUAGGCGCUCUUGAUUUCUUUGGCGCCAAAAACAGUUCAAGUACAUCGGCGGGUCUAAGAAUUAUGAGUGAGACGAAAGAGGAGCCUGAAAACCAAGAGGAGGAAGAGACCAGCACUUCAUCUACUCUACAUCACAGAGUUCCAAAAUGUGCUCGCUGUCGCACGCAUGGCACAGUUUCUUGGCUCAAGGGUCAUAAACAUUAUUGCCGCUGGAGGGACUGCACGUGUGCAAAGUGCCAACUGAUUACUGAGAGACAGCGAGUGACAGCCGCACGGGUUGCGUUACUGAGACAGCAGAGAAAAGGAGCUGAGUUGAGGGCAAAAUACCAAAGAGAACUGGAAAACGCCCGGCUGACGUACUCCAUGGUGUUCCAAACCAAUGGAUUAGCAGGAUUCCCAAGUAGCCAUCGACACCAUUUUUAUCACCAUCCACCUCAAGCAGAGAUGAGUCAUCUGGAACCAAGGAUAACAGAAAUUAGAGCGCAAUCAGUUACAGAACCUCUGAAGCGGCGCAAUUCAGUCUCGGAGGACGAGGAAGAAGAAAGAACCAGCCCUAAAAGAAUCGCUCUCUCCCCAGACCUGGAGGUCAAACCAGAACCUCGCGAGCAUACUGAAAAAGAUGGCCACACCAGCUCCCCCGUGGAAAGAAAAACUUCUGAUCAUUUGGUUGACCAAAACAUAAAUUCAAGCAACAAAUACCUACUGGAAAACUUUCAUGAAAGGCCUCACGAUUUGAGAUAUCCAAGGAUUUCAAAAGAGCUAAGCAUGCUGUCUCUAAGGCACCCACCGAUGGAAUUACUUGGCAAACUGUUCCCUCAUCAUAACAAGGGCACACUAGAACUCAUCCUUCAGAGUUGCCAUGGCAGCGUGGUGGAAAGCAUUGAGCUGUUGUUGUCCUCUCAAGAAUCAAGAGGCAAUAAUAUGUCAACGUUAGCUGGAUGCGGCCUUCCUACAGCCAAUCACACUCCUCCCUUCUUGCAUGGUCCAAUGACUCGAAACGUCAUAACGAGACCGUUGCCCAGCACGCACGCGUGUUCGCCAUCAAGAAUUUACCCACCAUCACCACUUCCGCCGCCGUUGCUCGUGAAACCUAAACCGGAAAUGGCGAUCAAGUUUUCUCCUAUGCCGCACAACCCUUAUGGUGGCGAUUCUAGGCUAGGAGAAAGGGCCUGCGGGCUUCCCUUAAGCCGUUUUUGUAGCAGGUGCGGUCACAAAAUAAACAUGUUUGACAAGUUUUGUGCCCACUGUGGAAAGGUUCUCAAUGAGACAACUGGUCUUUGAAUAUAGAGGCCACCCAGCCAGACUGUGCACGUAGCAUUUUUUAUAAAAUAGAGACAGAAUUAAAAUAAGAUUUAAAAUAAUAAAAAAUAAUUGAUUUAGCAUGUGUUCUAAGCAGAAGAAAGGAACUUCGAUAGCGCUUUCGUAGAAUUUCUUAUAAAGCCUAACGUAAUCAGAAGAGAAUACAAUUAUGUACCGCCUCAUGAUUUGUUGUUUUUGAGUGAAACGCAGUUCAGUUGUAAAGAACAGCAACAGCAAGGAGGCUACUAAAAAAUAUAGUACGUUAUCAAAAGUUAAAGAAAAUGUAGUAAAAUCGAAACUGCAAUUCCAAAGCUUUUCAUGUUGGUCUGCGUUUUACUAUAGGUUCCCGCCAUAGCUAUUUUUCAACAGUUGUUUAUAGCAAAUUCCUGUUUUCCGUUAGUCUUGAGAACAACAGUACUUUUACCUCAGAUUCUUUUUCUUCAAACUUGCAUUGACUGAAAGGAUAGAUGAGAACUAUAGCUUUGAUAGCCGCUAUCUUUUACAAAUUCUGGGAGGGUUGCAAGGGUUAACUGAUGGCCCACUGAUUUACGCAACUUUGUAUUUCUUACAAAGUCAUAGUCACUAUGUAAAUGGGUAACUUAGGUCUGGCGUUUACAUGAUUAGCAGUGUUUAAUUAGAAGGUAGAAUGAAUUAAUAAGGUAACGAAAAGUUUCUACCUUUUUUUUUUAACUAAGUUUACCUUAAUGUGAAGGAAUUCUGUGCCUUGAAUUCCUCGCCUCGAGAAAUCAUUAGAGAAGUUGGAGAAACAGUCAGGAAAUAGAAAGACGUAAGCGAUGAUUUCAAUAACACUGUCAGCUUCUGUCAAAAACAACUAAUAUAUAGAGUGAUUCUUUUGUUUUUGUUCUUCUCCUUAACAUGAUUUCUUCUUCAGUAUUUCUCAUCCUAUUCUAGCAUUAUUAGUAUCCAGAUAUGUGAAGGAGCAAACUUCCUAAUGAGAACAUAUUUCUAACAAAGAUUACCGUAGAUAUCUAGAAUGAAAGGAAAAUUGAAAGAGAAAAAACAUGAUAGAUAGCAUAGAAGACAUAAUAAAAUGAUGGUAAUAUGUAGUUGUCGCAUGUUAAAAUUUUAUUGAUUAAUAAAAUAAAUGUAGUAUCAAAAUAAGUGCAUACG